Messenger RNA from Hipposideros armiger (great roundleaf bat), 2293 nucleotides. RefSeq names its product palmitoyl-protein thioesterase 1 (gene PPT1). Gene Ontology annotation, molecular function: palmitoyl-(protein) hydrolase activity. The record is from RefSeq and is a predicted model, not a curated record. NCBI's taxonomy places the organism in Eukaryota, Metazoa, Chordata, Mammalia, Chiroptera, Hipposideridae. The coding region runs from base 37 to 957 and encodes 306 amino acids. The transcript is spliced from 9 exons. Gene Ontology annotation, cellular component: lysosome. Gene Ontology annotation, biological process: nervous system development; receptor-mediated endocytosis; protein depalmitoylation.
GAGGCGGCUGGAGCCCGGUCACGUGACUGAGCCAAGAUGGCGUCGCCCAGCUCCCUGUGGCUUUUGGUUGUCGCUCUCCUGCCGGGGUCCUGCGCUGCCCUGGCGCUGGGGCAUGUAGACCCGCCGGCGCCGCUGCCGCUGGUGAUCUGGCAUGGGAUGGGAGACAGCUGUUGUAAUCCCUUAAGCAUGGGUGCUAUCAAAAAAAUGGUGGAGAAUAAAAUACCAGGAAUUUACGUCUUAUCUCUAGAGAUUGGGAAGACCCUGAUAGAGGAUGUGAAGAACAGCUUCUUCUUGAAUGUCAAUUCCCAAGUAACAACAGUGUGUCAGAUUCUUGCUAAGGAUCCUAAAUUGCAGCAUGGUUACAAUGCUAUGGGAUUCUCCCAGGGAGGCCAAUUUCUGAGGGCAGUGGCUCAGAGAUGCCCCUCACCUCCCAUGGUCAAUCUGAUCUCAGUUGGGGGACAACAUCAAGGUGUUUUUGGACUCCCUCGGUGCCCAGGAGAGCACUCUCACAUCUGUGACUUGAUCAGAAAAACACUGAAUGCUGGGGCUUACAACAAAGCUGUUCAAGAGCGCCUGGUGCAAGCAGAAUACUGGCACGACCCCAUAAAGGAGGACAUGUACCGCAACCACAGCAUCUUCCUGGCAGACAUUAAUCAGGAGAGAGGUGUCAAUGAGUCCUACAAGAAGAACCUGAUGGCCCUGAAGAAGUUUGUGAUGGUGAAAUUCCUCAAUGAUUCCGUUGUGGACCCUGUGGAUUCUGAGUGGUUUGGAUUUUACAGGAGUGGCCAAGACCAGGAAACCAUUCCCUUACAGAAGACCACAUUGUACACAGAGGACCGCCUGGGGCUAAAGGAAAUGGACAAUGCAGGGCAGCUAGUGUUCCUGGCUCUAGAAGGGGACCAUCUUCAACUGUCUGAAGAAUGGUUUUAUACCCACAUCAUACCCUUCCUUAAAUGAAACCCUUGCAAUUUGCACCAGAGCUCAGGGAACUCCCCAGCACUUCCAAACCAGUGGAAGACCGUUCCCUUUAUGCCCAAGACUGAGCUCAGAUCCAGCUUGCAACUAAUCCUUCUCCCUAGUCAUCAUCUAACAUGCCCUGCUCCAAAAGAUCCAAGAUCCAAAUCUUAUCCUUUGCCUUAUCCUAUCAGCAUAUGGUAUUGAAUGCAAGUUUAAUUAGUUAAUAACCACGGAGAUUGUUUUACAAUCAUUCGAUGUGGUCAAGCUGUCUUAGGAAACAGUCUGCUGCAGGUCAGUGCCAGAACUGUGCCCAGGCCCAGAAAAGACUGAACUAAAACAAUGAGCUGGAUUCUAAGGGCAAACACCUUUCUCAGGAAAAUCGAGCCACAUUUCAAGCCAAGUGAAGGCCAACAAUACCCGGCCUGAGGCAUCCCUAUAAAUGCUUUCCAUUUUGCUGGUAGAAAUUUAACCAGUGCUUGGAAAAGUAUUGCUUGGAUGUUUCUGCAAAGUCUGAGACUGCCCUCCUCUCUAUGUUGCCUUCUGUGCUGUUUUAGCAAUUAGACAAAUUCCGCUAGCCCACCAUCUUCCUUUGAUAGCAUUCUUUGUCUCCUCAGGUAGUGAAUUAGUUGCUCUCUCAUAAAAGGAGGGAAGUAAUACACAAUUGGAUUGCUUAAGGAAGGAAGUGUAUAUAUUGCUUAACUUAGAUGAGGGGGGGAGGUGUUAAGAAAAAUUUAGAAAUGGGAAUGAAAAACGAGGAGUCAGCUGGUUCUUUCCAUUCCAUCCUUGAUUAGCCUGUCCUUUAGUAUGACUAGUGGUCUGGAUUUGAGUCACUGUUGCUGGCAUUAGCAGAGAAUGGGAGGAAAAGUAUGGAGAUCAGGCUUUCUAAAUUCCAUUGCAAAAAAUAUUUACCAGUACACUCCAAAGUUGUUUGUGUGUUCUUGCUCAGAAAGCUUGGGGAAUAUUGGAUACCCCCUUUCUCCUCUUGGAGAUCAACUCACAUUAGAAUAUUAAGGACUCUCAGAAUUCCUGUUAUGGUAAACUAACCAUAAUCUACCAUUUCCCACACUUUGAGUAUGGACUUCUUAGCCCCCACUGCCCCGCCUGUGGAAACCUAUCAUCGUUUUGGGAGACUUCUGUGGAAUGCCAGUUUGGGGAAAUGAUUAGCUACACAUGAGGAAGUACCUUGUUAGUGCUGUCAAGUCAACCCUUUAUGAUUUUUCCUUCACCUCUCUCAAGCCUUAUUUUUCAACUAAAAAAAUAUGAGGCUUAAGGGCAAGAAGUGGAGUGAUGUUAAAAGAAUUGUAUGAGUUUGUCUAAAAUAAAGAGUAGCUUCUUA